ACACGCCAACCAGAGAGCUUCCUCCAGGGGCACUGGCCACCAACGAUCCAAGCGACAUGUCCCCUGCUGUUGCCCGUGAGGUGAGCAUGCCCCAGCUGGCCACAGCUGGUACCACGAUUAGCCUGGCAAUCUUGGAUUGCACGUUGUAGGUCCAUGGCGAACGGGUGCAAGUUUACCUGAUCCGCUUAUCCACAUCGAGUCAAAAGGCCAUCGAGAUGUCUCCUCGGCUAAGUACCCCAAGCCUCCAGCAGUUCGUGCCUCGCAGCGCCUCCCGACCGCUCCGAGUCCCUGGUUUCGGAGCCUGGUUCGGAUAACAAGACCACCAAUCGCGCCUUGGAUAGAUGACUGUCGCUCUCGCACCAACUGUGACGUCCCUUUGACCUAGAGGCCACAUUGCGCGCUGAUUCGACGGAGUUAUACAAAGUGUGUGCUCGAUCUCGGUGUAACUCGAUGUACUGGAGGUAAAGGAACCCCUACCAGUCUGCUGCCAUGGGUUCAGGGACAUGAUCUGCAUGAUGGCCGGGCAUGUCACCGCAUAACUUUCCAUUCAUGGCUGUGAAGCAUGAUGUCCAUCCGCAUGAGUUCUCACGAGCCCUUCUACGCAAGCAGCAGCAAUCCAGGAACGGAACAUGCGUACCUACUUCAGGAGCGUCGAGCGUGCGGAGCCAAGGAGGCUGCAUCAUUCACCCAUUGUAUGUAGUCCUUUGUGCGGGCCAGGUGUCCGACUCUCACACACACGCAUAUCAAAUCUGGGCUGCGGCCGUGCCUCGACUGAUUUCCACCACUCCAGCCAAGUCUGCUACCGGUCACCAUGCCAAGGCAGCUGUCCUGUCAGCGUUGAACCUUGUGCUGGGGGAAUAUCCCCUGGACGGGCUCUGGGUCAGGUCGAGGCCCACCAACAGGAGGAGCCCGGCACAUUGGCAGUUUGUCAAAGGCGGCACGCUGACAUUGAUGACUGCCUUGUCAACGAAGCUUGGCUUGGCGGCUGGGCCGCCACCACGACCGAGGUGGGCCAAAGCGCAGCAUUGGCACCAAGGGACAGCUGCCCGCCUACUAAGUAGCCUACAGACGUACCUGGCGCCUCCUGUCCGAGUCAUGGCCGUGAGAUAUCCAUUCACGAUGAGACCCUCGACCUCGACGCUCGCAGCUAUUCUGGGCGGCCGAUUCCAUCGUCUGCCUUCUUUUCCAUCACCGCGGCGUCGUGCUCAGGGCAGCCGACGUCCGCGCGCGGUCGGGCCAGACGUCUGUCAUCCCCCCGAGACAAACCGUGUCGAUUGUGCCGCGCUUAGACGUCCAACACGCGCGUGCUGUCGAGGGUCAAUAGAGUUGGCUAAUGGGCAGGACGACGAGAAACGACAUGGGAAAACCCGUAAGGCUUGUGUCAGGCGGCAUCGUAUGUCCACCGCCGGCGAGAGGCAGUCAGUCCUCGAUCCGGCGAGCCUCGCCGGACGGAUCCGCCAGCGCGAUUCGAGCGAGCAAGAAAAUGCUCCAGCGACGAGUUCGACCCGUCCAUGGCCCUAA
Molecule: messenger RNA, 1521 nt
Organism: Purpureocillium takamizusanense
Lineage: Eukaryota; Fungi; Ascomycota; Sordariomycetes; Hypocreales; Ophiocordycipitaceae
Exons: 1
Coding region: 526-1521 (331 amino acids)
Source: RefSeq, a predicted model, not a curated record